GUUCAAGUCCGUGCCUCCCGUCGCUAAGACGCUGGCAGAAAUGCAGUCUAAAUACACCACGACAUUAAUGUAACGAUGAUUGCUGUUAUUAUUCGAAAAAUAACAAGUGUUCCGUGUUAUUUUUAGUGACAUUUUAGUAACAAAUUUUUUUGUUAUCGAAAAAAAAAAUGAAUGAAACAGUGGAUAAAGACGCUUGGUUAUGGCUCCGUGAUGUGAUGAGGUCCUGGCUCGAAGACCCUGGUGUGGAAGAAUACCAGGGUCUCAACAUGAGCGCCCUUAAGAUGGACCAAGCCUACAUUGUCGGAGUGACUGAUCGGGAUGUUGGUGUUUACGCGGUGUCAGAUGACUGUUUCAGGUGUCCAUUCCAACUACAAAAGAAUCUGUCCCCGGAGACGGAGGGCUGGUGGGUGGUGAGCACAGCGAGGCGCGGAACCUGGCGCGUCUAUUCAGACGCUACAGAAAACUACACAAGUGCUAGGAAUACUUCGGGCUUGUUAUGUCAGUUAAGACCCAACUUGGGAGAGUUUGGGGUGUAUACUUUAAAUGCAACUGGCGAGGGAUGCACCAUACGAACGAAUAGAGAACCUGUUGAUAUAUAUAUGCCUCUGCUCCUUCUACUGGGAGUGUUGCUCGCAGCAUGGGUGCUGUACGGUGUAAUUAGGCUUAUAAUGUCAAGAGUGAGACGAUCAGCAAAGCUUCGGUAUGGAGACAAGGAAUUGGCCAUUCAACAACGUUUACGCGCCCUUGAUACUUUUAGAGGGAUUGCCAUAGUAUUCAUGAUAUUUGUAAACGACGGAGCCGGCGGAUACUGGUGGCUGGAACACGCGACAUGGAACGGUUUGGCUGCUGGCGAUCUUGUAUUUCCCGCUUUUCUCUGGAUAAUGGGAGUGUGCAUACCACUCUCUGUGAAGAGUGCCUUCGCUAAAGGAGUCCCGAGAUGGAAAAUUGUUUUUCAUAUCAUUAGGCGUUCAGUGAUGAUGUUCCUGCUUGGUAUAUCUCUAAAUACAAUCUACGGCUCCAACAUGUUGGGUGAGUUGCGGAUAUUCGGCGUGCUGCAGAGGUUGGCGGUAGCGUAUCUGGUUUCCGCUGGUUUCUACGCGCUUACCGCUCCUAAGUACUACACGCCACCAAGGGGCGCGUGUGGGCAGGCGUUGAAAGACGUGCUGUCAUGUGCGUGGUGCUGGGUGUUGGCGGGCGUGCUGAUAGCGGUCCACAGCUCUAUCACAUUCAUCAUACAUGAUCCUGACUGUCCGGCAGGAUACCUCGGCCCUGGUGGUAAACAUGACGAAUGGGUCGCUCCGGAGUGCAGCGGGGGCGCCGCGGGGUACAUCGACCGAUUGCUCUUAGGAGACUCUCAUCUCUACCAGAAUAGUGACGCUAGAAAUGUGUAUGGUGGACCAGUGACGGAUCCAGAAGGCUUAUUAGGUUGCCUCACGUCAGCCGUGCAGGCGCUGUUAGGCGUGCAGGCGGGCGCGACGGUGUUGCUGCAGCGCUCGCACAAGGCGCGUGUGUCCCGCUGGCUGGCGUGGGCACUCGUGUUCGCGCUGGCAGGCGCGCUUCUCGCAGGCUUCUCCAGGGAACACGGAGUCGUACCCAUCAAUAAGAACCUCUGGUCCAUGUCAUUCGUCUUAGUCACGUCAGCUGUGUCGCUGGCGAUACUAAGUAUCUGCUACACAUUCACCGACGCGUGGCGGCUGUGGGGCGGAGGACCAUUCCGAGCUCCUGGCCUUAACGCCAUCGCUCUCUAUAUAGGACAUUCGAUAUGCGCCCACCUGUUCCCCUUCCACUGGAAAGUACCUUUCAUGAGAACACACGCGAUACGGCUGAUAGAAGCGGUAUGGGGAACUGCCUUGUGGGUGAUCAUUGCACAUAUUAUGGCGAAGAAAAAAGUAUUUAUUACGCUCUAAGUUAAGGUUUUGUGAAUAUUGCCAGUUAAAAUAUUACAAAAUGUAUUGAUAAGUUUUAUUAGACAGCCAAAUACGAAAAUUACAAUUUUAUCUCUAUUUUGUUUAUCUUUGAAUUAUCAUUCAUGGUGCUGUUUUCGGCUGCGUAUAUGAUGCUUACCUACUCUAAAAUAUCCGUAUUAAGAUAAUUUGUAAAUAGUUGAUAUUUUAUUUUGACAUCUGACAACAAAAAAUAAGCACUUAUAUUUUACAAAGCUAUUUGAAUUAUAUUGAAUAACAAUUUGAGUAAUUCGCAUUAUGCUUAAUAAUUUAACACCGUUAUUAAAAAAAAAAAAAAAAACAAAACGUCAAAAGAAAUGUUUACGGUACAGCUCAAGUAAAAAAAUGUAAAGUAAAGAGUAGUAUAGUAAUUUUAAACUGCCAUUUUUAUAUUACAGACAAUUUAUACGAUAAUUCGUAAGUUUUGUGAGAUAAGAAAAUGCGGAUUUUUUAUUUUAUUUUUAUAAUUAAAAAAAAAAAACAAAUAUAUAAAGGUUGUUUAUAAGAUUAAUUUACUUAAAUUACAUCCUGGGUUGUGUUUUUUAAUAAGACUGAAAAAAUCAGUACGAUGUCAAAUCCUAUACCUACCUACCUACGUCAGAGUGAAAAUAAAUUAAUAAAAACAAAAUAUUUCUUCCUAUUUUAUAAAUAGCAUAGAAAUUGCAAUUUCAUUUUUGAAAUUAACAAAACAGGAUAAAUUUUUGGUGCUGUCGGUAUGUGACAAUUUAUCUAUUAUUAAGAUUAUCAUUUGUCUUCUGAAUUUAAACUCUCAUAAAUUUAACUGACAUUUAUAUUUUAAUUUGAUUUAAAAUUACUUGUUCAGUUAGAUUUUUUAUAAGGCAUAUUUUUAAUAUUUCGAACAUUUUUAGUAUAUAAAAAUGCUGUAUUAUAAGAAUCUAGUCUAAACAUAUUUUUUUUAUAUAAAAAUACUAUUCGAUUUGUUUAAGCAAAGACUUAUAUGCUUGCAGCUAGUACAUUAAUAAACGGAGAC
Molecule: messenger RNA, 2934 nt
Organism: Nymphalis io (European peacock)
Lineage: Eukaryota; Metazoa; Arthropoda; Insecta; Lepidoptera; Nymphalidae
Gene: Hgsnat
Product: heparan-alpha-glucosaminide N-acetyltransferase
Exons: 10
Coding region: 168-1907 (579 amino acids)
Source: RefSeq, a predicted model, not a curated record